This is a messenger RNA of Lacerta agilis (Sand lizard), 4438 nucleotides long. RefSeq names its product arginyl aminopeptidase like 1 (gene RNPEPL1). NCBI's taxonomy places the organism in Eukaryota, Metazoa, Chordata, Lepidosauria, Squamata, Lacertidae. Gene Ontology annotation, molecular function: zinc ion binding; metalloaminopeptidase activity. Bases 291 to 2945 code for a protein of 884 amino acids. Gene Ontology annotation, biological process: proteolysis. The record is from RefSeq and is a predicted model, not a curated record. The transcript is spliced from 11 exons.
GCCUCCCGCUUCCCUCGGGCGCCUCCCGGCGGCCGACGACCCCGCACCCUGGGCGAGGCGCCGCACGCGAGCCCGGCAGCCAGUCAGCCCGUCCGUCAGCCAGCCAGGCCCCGGCGCUGGGCAGGGCCAGGCCGGGCCGGGCCGAGCCUCUUCCUGGCGCUGCCGAGCGGCCUGCGCGAGCCCAAAGCCGCGCCGCCGCCUCCCGCCCAUGGAUUUCACAUAGCCGCCGCCUGGGCCGCCCGCCGCCGCCGCCGCCGCGCGCGCCUCUCUCCGCCCGGCGCCCUCCGCCCAUGGCGGCCUCGGAGAGCCCCCCGGACGUGGCCUCGGCCUCCAGCUCGUCGCUCUUCCGCCUCCGGCACCUCCGCCUGGGGCUGCACUUGCGGCCCGACGCCCGCGCCUUGGCCGGCUGCUCGGUGCUGGAGCUGUGCGCCCGGCAGGGACGCCGAGCCGGCAGCAGCAACGGCGGUAGCCAGAGCCGCCGGCAGGCCCUGGUGCUGGACGCGCACCCGGCCUUGCGGGUCGCCUCGGUCGCCUUCCGGCUCUCCCCGGCCGGCGGUGGCGGGGGACGCUGCGGUUUCCUCUUCCCCGACGCCGCCUCGCCGGGCAGCGUGGAGAACCGGGGCGGCGGCGGCGGCGGCGGGGAUGGCGCCCCGAGGUGCCCCGCCUGGGACCCCGCUCCCGCCUCCUCUUCCUCCUCCUCCUCCUCUUCCUCGGAGCUGUCCGGCCCGGAGAGGUGCGACCCGGCCCCCGGGCGCCUCUUGACCCGCUGCCCUUCCCCGCCCACGGGGUGCCCCUCUCCCACGCCCCUCUCGGACCCCCACCCGCACUGCCCGCUCAGCACCCCAAGCGCACUUUCGGCCUUGGGGCCGCCCCUGGCCCCUGAGCCCCUGGCAGACCCCCUGGCCGCCCACCGCUGCCACCACAGCUGCCCGGUGGCAGGGCCCCCCGACUGCCUGGUUUCACCAGACUGCCCCCUUGCCCCUGGCUCUCAGGAUGGGACCCCUCCGCCAGACCCCGAGGGUGCCCUGAGGGUUGCAGCGGCUGCCCCGCACUCUCCCCUGGCUGCCCCGGCCAGCCCCGCCAACCACUUUCCGUGCUCCUUUUCUGACUUUCCUCUCGUGCCUGGGGUGCCCCCUCCACCCAUUCCCACCUUCCCCGACGACCCCGUGCCGGCCUCGGUGGCCCCUUGCCCGCUUUUCUUCAGGGUGGACCCCUUCACGGACUACGGUUCGGCCCUCACCAUCUCCUUGCCGUCUUCCCUGGAGCCUCACCAGCCCUUCCAGGUCAUCAUCCGCUACACCACGAUCGAUGCACCUGCUAUCUGGUGGCUGGAUCCAGAGCUGACCUACGGCAACGCCAAGCCAUUUGUCUUCACGCAAGGCCAUUCCGUGUGCAACCGCUCCUUCUUCCCCUGUUUUGACACACCAGCUGUGAAAUGUACUUACUCCGCCAUUGUCAAGGCUCCUGCAGGUAUGCAAGUGUUGAUGAGUGCUACCCAAAGCACCUAUGAGGAAGAAGAGGGCACCUAUGAGUUCUACAUGGAAUACCCAAUUCCUGCUUACCUUGUGGCACUGGUGGCAGGGGACCUUGUACCUGCAGACAUUGGUCCUAGGAGCAAAGUGUGGGCGGAACCGUGCCUGCUGUCAACAGCUAUCAGCAAACUCUCGGGUCGGGUUGAGCGCUGGCUCAGCGCUGCAGAGAGCCUCUAUGGGCCCUAUAUAUGGGGAAGGUACGACAUAGUUUUCCUUCCUCCCUCUUUCCCCAUUGUCGCCAUGGAGAACCCCUGCCUCACCUUCAUAAUCUCUUCCAUCCUGGAGAGCGACGAAUUCCUCAUCAUCGAUGUCAUCCACGAAGUGGCCCACAGCUGGUUUGGCAAUGCCGUCACCAAUGCCACGUGGGAAGAGAUGUGGCUGAGCGAGGGGCUGGCCACUUACGCUCAGCGCCGGAUCACCACCGAGACCUACGGUGCUGCCUUCACGUGCCUGGAGACUGCCUUCCGGCUUGAUGCCCUCCACAGGCAAAUGAAGCUCCUUGGGGAGGACAACCCUGUUAGCAAGCUUCAGGUGAAGCUGGAGCCAGGUGUGAAUCCUAGCAAUCUGAUGAACCUCUUCACGUACGAGAAAGGUUACUGCUUUGUUUACUACCUGUCUCAGCUCUGUGGAGACCCAGCACGCUUUGAUGCCUUCCUUCGAGCCUACAUCGAGAAGUACAAGUUCACUAGUGUUGUGGCCCAAGAUCUCUUGGAUUCCUUCCUGGCUUUCUUCCCAGAACUGAAAGAACAAUGCAUUGAGAGCAGAACAGGACUAGAGUUUGAACGCUGGCUCAAUGCCACGGGUCCUCCUUUAAUUGAGCCAGACUUAUCUCAGGGAUCCAGUCUGACCUGCCCUGUGGAGACGCUCUUCAGCCUCUGGACCGCAGAGCCUCUGGAUGCUGUGGCUGCUGCUGGCAGCGUUGAUAUCGCAGAAUGGCGGACGUUCCAGACCGUGCUCUUCCUUGACAGGCUGCUGGACGGGUCUCCGCUGCCCGAAGAGGUGAUAUCAAAGCUCUCUGAAUGCUACUCGGCUCAGCUGGACGGCAUGAACGCAGAGAUUCGCAUCCGCUGGCUGCAAAUCAUUGUCCGCAACGACUACCACCCCGAUCUUCACAAAGUCCGCCGCUUCUUGGAAAACCAGAUGUCGCGGAUGUACACGAUUCCAUUGUACGAGGACCUCUGCACCGGCACCCUGAAGUCGUUUGCCUUGGACAUUUUCUACCAGACCCAGAACCAGUUGCACCCCAACUUGCGGAAGACCAUUCAGCAGAUCUUGACGCAGGGCCUGAACCCACUCCUUGCCAUGGACGCGGCAGCUCUUGUGGCAGACCCUCUGGCUGCUGUGGUAGAGGACAAACCCCCAGAAGCUGCACACAGUGCCAUUUCUCUCAGGGACGUAAACGUUUCUGCUUAGCUCCCCAGCUCAUGCCGGGCGUUUGAAAGUGAAGGAGCAGCCAGGCAAGGGGCAACGUGAACCAAGUGCUGCCUCCUGACCCUCUGUGCCACAUCUUGGGGGGGGGGGAGAGAUUGGAUCUCUUGUCGUUGCUCCCACCCACCCCUGCCCCCAUUACACACACAAAUGUGCCUUCCGGUGCCCAAUUCGUUGGCACAGCCAGAUAUCAGGGAUGUCUCCUCUUCUAGCUGCAAGCGGGAACUGUUAUGGGAUGGAUCUGUUGACUUGAUGCAUCAUGAAUGUGGAUUCCAGGGCGACUUCUGUUCUCCCGCUGCCAACGGGAAGAGUUCUGUCUCGGGCACUUGGGAGGGGCUGUGUCCUCCAGGCCUUCAGAGAGGCAAAGUCGCCACUGGCUGUGCACUGACAAGGAAGUAAAGGGAGGGGGGGAACACUAUCAGGAUCAUGGAUAUUUGAAGGUUUGACAGUGCUCUGCAAAGAACAGAAAAAGGAGUGAUGGUGGAGUGUGUUCCGUUUUUGUGCUCCUUUACUGUGUUACUCAGGAGGUGGAAGGUUUAGAACAAUGCCUUCAAGCAAUGCCUUGGCUUCAUCAAGAUGGUCAAGCGUUAAAGGCUAGGAGACAGAGGGUGGAUUUGAAAUCCUCCCUCACUUCACUUCUGAUUUUCUACUUUGCCGGCUGCUUGACACCCAAACCCACUCAACCAACUGUAACGGGGCCAGGGGCCUGUUUUCCUAAAACUACGCUGCAAAACCAUCAUUAGUGUCUGGAACACAGCUCUGAAAACAGCAGGUAAGGAUGACUGGCAUCACCAACUCACAUUGCAAAUUAACAAGUGGGACGCAAUGGCAAACUCAGGCACAAUCCUCCGGUAACUUUCCACAUUGGUUAAGUGUGCAAAUUCUGCUCAUUUUAAAGGAGGCCAGAAGAAGUGAAGAUUCUGGCGGAUUGUCUCUCUGGUCUGUUGGUGCUUCCCAGUGGUCAUAGGAAUGGACAAACAGGCUAGGUCUUGAGUGAAGAAUGGUAUGCUUUGUGUCCUGUUCAGCCUGUGUCUUGGCUAAGGACAUUUUAAAGCCUCUCUCUCUCUGGAUGAGAAAGCAACCGUUGAAUAUGAAAGCCAGCUUCUUCCAAAGCCUUUCCUUCCUGGCCAUUAGGCAGAGAGAAACAGAGACUGACUAUGCAAUGCCCUUCUGACCAGCCAGCCGAACUGCCGUCGUGUCAAAAGUGAACGGAAGGGGCAACCGUAUGUAGAGGCAUUGGUGCAUCUUUCAGAAGAUGGCUGGAAGUGGACAAAAUGGUGCAGCGUCAAGUUUUCCUGCUGUGGGAGCGGCUGUGUUUUUAAUAUCUCUCUCUGAGCGCCUUUUUCUGCAAGAAGCAGAGAGCUGAGAAUUGAACAAAUAGGUCUAUAAAGAGGCUUCCAACGAAAGUCAAACAGGGUGCUGGAAAUUGCCAUAUCUUCCAGGGGUGGAGGCAGUACAGGAACGUGUGUGUGUUUUUA